AUGUUACUUGUGCCUAAGAAAGACGGAGGCUGGCAUAUGUGUGUAGAUUAUAGGGCACUCAACAAAAUAACCAUUAAGAAUCGGUAUCCAUUACCAAGGAUUGAUGACCUGCUAGAUCAACUACAUGGUGCACGCUACUUCACUAAGCUUGAUCUCAAGUCUGACUAUCACCAAGUCCGCAUCCAUGAAGAAGAUACUUGGAAGACUGCAUUCAAAACAAAGCAGGGAUUGUUCGAGUGGUCAGUCAUGCCAUUCGGAUUAUGCAAUGCUCCAGCUACUUUCAUGCGAUUGAUGAAUGAGGUACUCCGCCCUUUCAUUGACGACUUCGUCAUUGUAUACUUAGAUGACAUUCUCAUAUUUAGUGUCACAUGGAAGGACCAUCUUCAUCAUAUUGCUCAAGUAUUGGAGGUUCUACGAACAAAUCAGUUAUAG
Messenger RNA from Prunus armeniaca (apricot), 432 nucleotides. The record is from the annotation of a GenBank genome assembly. NCBI's taxonomy places the organism in Eukaryota, Viridiplantae, Streptophyta, Magnoliopsida, Rosales, Rosaceae.